AUGGCCAGCCUCGCCUCCGUUGGUUCGCUCCUGCUCGCUGCCAUCGUCGCCGUCCUGGUACUCGUACCGGGAUCGUACGGGUCGCGCAGCAACUGCCCGCUGCCGGACCCCGGCCACGGCGGUGGUGGUGGCGGCGGACAACACCCGCCCCACCAUGGCAAGCCGCCCAAGCACCACGGCGGCCCACCGUCGGGCCCCAAAUGCCCGCCGUGCCACCCGCCACCGACACCGACGCUGCGUCCACCACCCUACGCCCCGCCGACUCCACCAUACAUCCCCCCGACUCCGCCGUACGGGCCACCAACGCCACUGCCACCACCACACGUGCCGCCGUACGUACCGCCGUCGCCACCGUACGUCCCGCCUUCUCCACCAUACAUCCCGCCGUACGUGCCGCCGUUCGUGCCACCGACUCCUCCCUACGUGCCGUCACCGCCGUACGUGCCACCGACUCCGCCAUACGUGCCUCCGACGCCGCCGUACGUGCCGUCCCCGACACCGCCGUCGCCGGGGCAUGGGAAGACGUGCCCGGUGGACGCGCUGAGGCUGAACGCGUGCGUGGACCUGCUGGGCGGGCUGGUGCACCUGGUGAUCGGGCGGGAGGCGCGCUCCAAGUGCUGCCCGCUGGUGCAGGGGAUAGCGGACCUGGACGCGGCGCUCUGCCUCUGCACCACCAUCCGGGCGCGCCUCCUCAACAUCAACAUCUACCUCCCCGUCGCGCUCCGCCUGCUCAUCACCUGCGGCAAGCACCCGCCCAGCGGCUUCAACUGCCCCACCGUCCUCGACGCCUAG
Molecule: messenger RNA, 792 nt
Organism: Lolium rigidum
Lineage: Eukaryota; Viridiplantae; Streptophyta; Magnoliopsida; Poales; Poaceae
Product: 36.4 kDa proline-rich protein-like
Exons: 1
Coding region: 1-792 (263 amino acids)
Source: RefSeq, a predicted model, not a curated record